AUGGAGGUGGGCUCGCGUGCACCCUCUGCAGAACCAUGGAACCCUUCCCCAACCGACCCAUCCUCAUCGCCGAACCAUGUCCGCACCCGCCGCAGGCGCUCGCCCAAUCGUGUCAAGGCCAAACCCGCGAACCCCCAGGUCAUCUCUUCCAUCCUCACCUCACUCGACACCCUCACCCCGCUGCCCGCCAACGACGACUUCUCCGAGACUGCCAGCCGCCGGUCUCACCCAGACUCCUCCAGUCGAUCCGUCGCCGGCUCCGCCUCCAUCUACCGCGCUGUUUCCUCUCCCGGCUUCGGCGUCGAGUAUGGGGUCGGCCUAGAGCUCGAUUACGAGGAGGGAUUGAGCGAUGCCGCGCUUCCACCCACCGUACCUACCUCGCGAUCGCCAUCACGUUCGUCAACCUAUACCGUGAGGAAGUCGCCUGCCUUCACUGGGCCUAUGUCCUCUCGCGCGAGGUCUCGUUCGCGCCGCAGCUCUCUCUCGGCGAAUGGUACUCGCGCUGGAAGCACUAGAAAGAAGCUGAGUUCGGAGAGCUGGGUUCGGAGAACUCUGGACGCGGACGACGGCUCCUCCUUCACUUCGAGAGGGAGGACACCGCGAAAAAGUCUGCGCCGGAUCGGUUCGCAGGAAAUGCUGAGAUCUGACGAUUUCGGGUUCUCACCAAAUCGUGCUUCACCCGCUGUGUCUCUUGCCGAGCAGAUCAUCGCAAGGACUCCCCCGGCGCCCUCGUCCCGUCCGAGGGGAAGGCUAUACCUCCACGACGCUACUAUCAACGAGGAUCAAGCGCUGGCGGAAUCUCCAGAAUCUCCAGAAUCUCCGAGCCCAAUACAGUUUUCCUCUACAAGAUCGCCCGGACGUACACCGGACAUUGAGAAUUGGAAUUCGCGGGAAGAGUCGGCUCAUGCAUCGGAGCUUCCUCAACCACAGACUGAAGAGAGACUGCAGAGCGAGCUCGAGAAACCUGUUGCGGUAAAUGCAACGCCGCCUUUGAAGACGCCAAGUCCAAUCGCCGACUCCAUCCCGACGCGCACUUCAUCUCUGCGGCAGCCCAGUAACGGCCCGGCUGCCGUUAAGAAGAAACAUAGGAGAACCAAGCGCCACACCGUCGCACCGAGCAAAUCCGAGAAUAUGAAGCCGGCCUACAAGCGAUCUAAAUCCAUUCCAGAUUCCAGCUGGGCAGACCUUGGAGAGGAUGACGAGACAGUGCGACGGAUUCGACAAUUGAGGGAGCAGAGGAAAUCAAGACUACAAGAAUCGACUUCUGUUUCAUCACCCAUCGGCGAGGAGGCGGAUGAAAUUUCAAUCCCUGUCUAUGAGCUGGCAGCUCCACAAACUGAAGAGGUCAAGCCAACAACACGGACCCAGCCAGAAGCCGGUGGCGACGCGAGCACUCCAAUCAAAGGAAAGCAAUUACUGAAAGUUGAGGAUGAAGGGGGACACUUUCAAGUGUCGAAUGGAAGUCGACGUGCGGGCGUGCGGCCUGUCAGCGUAUCACCAGACGCAAAGCGCCAAUCAAAUCUAUCACUCGAAGUGAAGCGAGCAUUAUCCGAACAAUACAGACCAGCUUCUUCGAAAUCGGAAGACAAUUCUACGAACCAAUUAGCAUCCUUGGAUUACUCGUAUGCUCAAGCUGUCGAUGCUCUGAACAACGCCAACGGCGUCGAACGGAAAGCGGGAUCCUCCAGGUCAAAACCGAAUCGAGAGUUAUCAGAGCGAAGUUCACUUCCAGUUUCGGAUCUUUCAAGCCCAACAUCAAUCCAUCAGACGAAACCAGCUCUCCCCAAAACAAAACAGUCAAAGAAACCGAAAAGUGUCCAAGAUCGGUGGACCAAUGUCCACCACCCAGACCUUCCGCAGGACUUUGAACGAAGGAAAAGCCGUCGGAAGUCGAUGAGCGAUGCGCGCCUUGCACAAGCCAUUGAGGAAGAGGGUGGGAUGUCUCGUAGAGAUAGUAUCGGGAACGCAGUGAACGAGUAUCUAGAUUCCCCGCGACUCACGAAGUUUGUGAAGAAUCCCACCACUGGCCGCAAAAUUGCGUUCUCCGAGGUCGGCGAUCCUCAAGGAGGGGCUGUAUUCGUUUGCGUUGGAAUGGGCUUGACGAGAUUUGUGACGGCCUUCUUCGACGAACUCGCCGUGAUGUUGCGCUUGCGGCUGAUAACUUUGGACCGACCUGGUGUCGGAGCCAGUGAACCUCUCCCUCCAACAGACAAAAGUGGGCCUUUGAAAUGGCCCGAAGAUGUGCUUGCCGUCUGUCAGCACCUUGGAAUCAUCAAAUUCAGCAUCCUGGCGCAUUCGGCAGGAGCGAUCUAUGCGCUAGCGACUGCGCUCAUUCUUCCUCACCUGGUCCAAGGCAAAGUCCAUCUCCUGGCUCCGUGGGUGCCGCCAAGUCAACUGGAAGCGAUAUCUCAUCCAGCAGCCUCGGCAUUGCCGGCGAACCCUUUGCCCAGGAGCCAGCGGUUCUUGCGCGUGCUUCCAACUCCGUUUCUCAAAGCGGCGAACUCGUCGUUCAUGACGGCCACGUCUGCAUCUCUCAAGCCAGCGACCAAACGGAACAGUCGGACCAACACAGCAAAGACGACUCCGCGCAAAGGUGCAGAGACGGACGACUCCCCCAAACGACGCGUGAGCCAUGAUCGGCGGGACCACAAUCGAAGGGAGUCAAUGAUGCUGAUGGACCAGUUCAUGCCAGGGACAAACCCGAUGGAAAACUUCUCGAUUCCUUCGAGAGCUGGAGAAGAGAAAGAAGGGCAAGCCCGUGUCAAUCGGGGUUCACUUAUCCUCUCGGCUACAGCAUCCCCAGCGGACCCGAACUUUGCAUACGCAAUCAAUGGUCUGAACGCUGCCGAACACGCGGAGAAGGAACGACAAACCGAGUACACGAGCCGUCUGACACAGCGCACAUGGGAUCUUGCGACGCGAGACAGCAACCCAGCGACAGAUCUGCUGGUUUGUCUCGAGCGUAACCGCGACGUUGGCUUCCGGUACACGGACGUGGGACGUGAGGUUGUCAUCACGCAUGGGUCGGAGGACAAGCGCGUACCGAUCGCCAAUGUCAAGUGGCUCGCAGAGCAGAUGAACCGACGAGCGCUUGGACUGGAUCUCAGCGCUCGUGAGAGCCGCGAGAGCUGGGCGGAUCCGUCGGCCAAGGGCGGAUGCGAAGUCAGAGUACUGGAGGGUGAAGGGCAUGGAUUGAUGGCCAGCCCGGCGAUUAUGAGCGACGUGCUCACCGAGAUUGCUGGAUACUGGAUGGGGCAAGAUAAAGGACGGUUGUGA
This is a messenger RNA of Lecanosticta acicola, 3276 nucleotides long. Lineage: Eukaryota; Fungi; Ascomycota; Dothideomycetes; Mycosphaerellales; Mycosphaerellaceae. The record is from the annotation of a GenBank genome assembly.